AAGCCAGAUAGCACAUUAGCAUAAAAAUGCUCAUUACAACGAUAAUUAACAUAAUUUUAGGAUUUUUUAAACUUCUAUAUAAAGGUUAAUUAUUAACAAAUCUGCUAUAAGUUUUGUAAAUUUUUUCCAUUGUUAAUAACAUCACAGGGACUAGUGAAAGUACAUACAUUUUAUAAAGUAUCAUUUUUAAGGGACAUUUUUAUACAUAUUUGAUUACAAAUUAGGAACAAAAUUUUUUCCAUUUAAGAAUAGCAUAUAUUUAUUUGCACAGAUAAACUACGCUUUAUUAACUGUUUAUUCCAAAAUUAAAAAAAUUUUUUUAAAAGAGUUAUAAGCUUGCAAAGUUAACAAAUUCUGAGGGGCAAAGACUUUUUGUGCGGACAUUAGCUGCCACAAUCCUCUCUCUUCAUCUAGACAGCCGCUAAUUGAAAUGGCCUACCAUCAGCAUCCGUCCAGUCAAUGUUCUGGCCCAACAACAGAUACUCCAGGAUGCCAACUCCCCGUACCAGGAACCGAAGCUUCACUCGUUAAAGAUUUGCCUGUUUCCAAUAUUGGACACGAAGAUUUAAAAACUUCUGGACCUUGGGAUGAUUCUCAAACAAGGACUCUGUUAGGAUGUUAUCCGGAAGUAGAAGGGGUGACAAAGGGAAGCGAUACAUUGUCUAAAGACUUUUGGCUGAAGAUAAGCGGAUUAAUGAAAACAAAAGGAAUUUUAAAAACUUGGUUUGAAUGCAAAGAAAAAUGGAAAUCGUUAAACCGAACAUACAAGUCGAAUUUAGAAAAAAAAACAAAACAGGAGAAGGUCCUGUUACAUGGAUGUAUUUCGAUAUUAUGCAUGAUAUUAUGUAUAAAAAACCGCAGAUUCAACCAGUAGCAGUGGCUUCGAGCAUAUCGGGAUUUAAGAAACGCAUUGAAAGGGACGUAGAAAAUAUUAAAGAUAAUGAGCCAAUUAAAAAAACCAAGAAAAUGAAAGAAAAGGAACCGCCAUUGUGGUGGCAGGAGGAGUCGAAAAAAUCAUCAGAACGAUAUGAGAGGCAAUAUGACCUCCAAAAUAAAAUGGUAUCAUGUUUCGUUGAUUUUAUAAAUUUAAAAAAAAGAAAUACGAAGAUGAAGAGAAAAAAAAAUAACGAAGAUGAAGAUAAAUUGUAGUGCGUUCUCAUUAGUUUCGAAUCGAAAUAUCUGUAGUCAUCGGUACAGCCGACAUCCGCUACAAAGGAAGAAAAAAAGAAGAUCAAGAAAGCAAUAGCAUAAAGUAGGAAAACUGCAAUAUUCAUCAUUCUGUGAUUCGUAAUGAUGCAGUUAAGUCAACUUUGACAGUAAGGCUUAACUCUGCGACUAAAAAAGCUACUUUUGUUCAAAUAAGUAUUAAGUCUUGCAAACUAGUCAAUUUUAUCAUAAUUUUUAGGGUUCCGUACACCUACGGUGUAUCGGCGGAACCCUAUUGG
This is a messenger RNA of Leptopilina heterotoma, 1445 nucleotides long. RefSeq lists its product as uncharacterized. The coding region runs from base 431 to 874 and encodes 147 amino acids. The record is from RefSeq and is a predicted model, not a curated record. NCBI's taxonomy places the organism in Eukaryota, Metazoa, Arthropoda, Insecta, Hymenoptera, Figitidae. The transcript has 2 exons.